Enhydra lutris kenyoni (northern sea otter) is the source of this 1435-nucleotide messenger RNA. RefSeq names its product leucine rich repeat containing 3B. The coding region runs from base 333 to 1112 and encodes 259 amino acids. The transcript is spliced from 2 exons. The record is from RefSeq and is a predicted model, not a curated record. NCBI's taxonomy places the organism in Eukaryota, Metazoa, Chordata, Mammalia, Carnivora, Mustelidae. Gene Ontology annotation, molecular function: protein binding.
GAGUUCCCAGUCUCCCCGCGGCAAGCUUCAGAGCCCCAAGGAGCGGGAACGGGGAUUCCCUCAGCGCAGACUCCGGGUGCAGCUCCUGAGCACAAAGGCCACACCCUCACAGGCCAGGCAUCGAGGGGAUAGAGCAUUGGCUUCUGCCGAAUUACCUGGAUACCUGAGGUACCCAAGCAAGGACAGGAAUAAUGAAGAGACACGUGUGUUAGUUACAACCUUUUGAACCAAGCAAGGAGGAAAUCAACAGUGUGGACAGGGCUGGAACCGUUGCCACGCUUGCUUGUUGGAGUGAAUGAGGAAUGGGCUUGUGAUUAUGCUGACAUUUCAGCAUGAAUCUGGUAGACCUGUGGUUAACCCGUUCCCUCUCCAUGUGUCUCCUCCUACAAAGUUUUGUUCUUAUGAUACUGUGCUUUCAUUCUGCCAGUAUGUGUCCCAAGGGCUGUCUCUGUUCUUCCUCUGGGGGUUUAAAUGUCACCUGUAGCAAUGCAAAUCUCAAGGAAAUACCUAGAGAUCUUCCUCCUGAAACAGUCUUAUUGUAUCUGGACUCCAAUCAGAUCACCUCUAUCCCCAACGAGAUUUUUAAGGACCUUCAUCAACUGAGAGUUCUCAACUUGUCCAAAAACGGCAUUGAGUUUAUCGAUGAGCAUGCCUUCAAAGGCGUGGCUGAAACUUUGCAGACUCUGGACUUGUCUGACAACCGGAUUCAAAGUGUGCACAAAAAUGCCUUCAAUAACCUGAAGGCCAGGGCCAGAAUUGCCAACAAUCCUUGGCACUGCGACUGUACUCUACAGCAAGUUCUGAGGAGCAUGGCAUCCAACCACGAAACAGCCCACAACGUGAUCUGUAAGACUUCUGUGUUGGACGAGCACGCCGGGAGACCAUUCCUCAAUGCUGCCAAUGACGCUGACCUCUGUAACCUCCCUAAAAAGACUACUGACUAUGCCAUGCUGGUCACCAUGUUUGGCUGGUUCACCAUGGUGAUCUCCUAUGUGGUAUAUUACGUGAGGCAAAAUCAGGAGGAUGCCCGGAGACACCUGGAAUACUUGAAAUCCCUGCCGAGCAGGCAGAAGAAAGCAGAUGAGCCUGACGACAUUAGCACUGUGGUAUAGCGUCCGAGCCGACCAGCGCCGAGAAAGAAAUUUGUUGGCAGUUGCGAUAGAUAAGUGGUUUACUUCUCCCAUCCAUUGUAAACAUUUAAAACUUUGUAUAUCCAUUUCUUUUGACUUAUGCCACUGUUGAACUUUUAACAAACAUGACAACAUAACGAAUCAUUUUAGUUUAGGUGACCCACCCCUUCCUUGUACCCCCAGUGGUAUAUUCCUUGAGUAAGCUACUCUCUGAACAUAAGUUAGAUCCAUCUCACUAUUUAAUAAUGAAAUUUAUUUUUUUAAUUUAAAACCAAAUAAAAGCUUAACUUUGAACCAUGGAAAAC